AACCGAGUCGACCCAUCAGGCCAAUUACAUGCAGUUUCAGAUCGCGGCGCAUUAAUGGGCAAUCGAGGAAUUCUGCACAACGCAGAAAACCAAAUUAUUCGGCCAUGGGCCCACAAAUCUUGGGUAACCUGCCUUCUUUCUUACAAGAACAUUAAGCGCUCAAAACCGUUUUCUGCAGGAAACUAUUCUGAACUUUUCUUCCUUGAUGAAGCAACCGCUUUUGCGGCUGGCCAUCGCCCGUGCAGCUACUGCCAGCGGGAACGAAGCAAGUUAUUCAAAGCUGCAUGGUUAAAUGCAAACGCGCCCUGCACUGAGCAUUCAGACAUCAGCAUGCCAAAAUUGGACGCGCAGCUACAUAAAGAGCGUUCGCUUCGCGGCGGAACGAAGAUAACCUAUCAGGAAUCGGUAGGCACCCUCCCAAAGGGUGCGAUGUUUGCUCACAAUGGAUCAUUUUUCUUGGCUAGUGAAAAUGGCUAUCUUCCGUGGACAUUCAGUGGUUAUGGCUCCGCUAUAGAUUUAAGCCCAACCACAUCGGUGUCUGUUCUCACCCCAAAAUCCAUAGUGGCGGCGUUUACACAUGGCUUCCAACCAUAUCUUCACCCAAGCGCCAGCGUCUAA
Messenger RNA from Ilex paraguariensis (yerba mate), 618 nucleotides. Lineage: Eukaryota; Viridiplantae; Streptophyta; Magnoliopsida; Aquifoliales; Aquifoliaceae. The record is from the annotation of a GenBank genome assembly.